Epinephelus fuscoguttatus (brown-marbled grouper) is the source of this 6871-nucleotide messenger RNA. RefSeq names its product hydroxyacyl-CoA dehydrogenase trifunctional multienzyme complex subunit alpha b (gene hadhab). Gene Ontology annotation, biological process: synaptic signaling; fatty acid beta-oxidation. The record is from RefSeq and is a predicted model, not a curated record. Bases 90 to 2222 code for a protein of 710 amino acids. NCBI's taxonomy places the organism in Eukaryota, Metazoa, Chordata, Actinopteri, Perciformes, Serranidae. The transcript is spliced from 22 exons. Gene Ontology annotation, molecular function: zinc ion binding; enoyl-CoA hydratase activity; NAD+ binding. Gene Ontology annotation, cellular component: plasma membrane; mitochondrion; synapse.
UCUUGCUUCCCUCUAAAGUACCAAUGAUAGUACUUUGACAGCGAGCUAGCUAGCUUGUCUCCACACCACUUCUGACCUCCGCUCCUAAGAUGGCUGGUGUACGAGCCCUUGGUGUUCUCUCCAGGUUAACGCCAAGGAGAUAUCCUCUCUUCACAGGUGGUACUUUUCGCACCUUCUCAGUAGCUCCAGCAAUGCUAGCCCGAACCCACGUGAACUAUGAAGUCAAGGGCGAUGUUGCUGUCAUACGGAUGAACGCCCCAGACUCCAAGGUUAACACACUGUCACUCCAAAUGCAAAAGGAGAUGACUGAGGUCAUGAGUGAAGUGUGGGCCAACAAUGCUGUUCAAAGUGCUGUCCUCAUCUCCUCAAAGCCGGGAUGCUUCAUUGCAGGAGCUGAUAUUAAAAUGAUCGAGGAAGGCAGUAAACGAGGCAAGGCCAUGGUGGAGAAGAGACAGCUCUUCAUGGAAAUGAGAGCCCAAAAUUUUGAUGUAAUCAGACUGUCGACUUACAGGACUGCCUGCAAACUCCGGUUUGUGCAAAAGAGAUGCAACCUUCAUCUGGUGGAUGUCUGGAACAUGAUCGAAGCCUUUCGUGACAACGGGCUCAACACGUUGGACCACAACGCUGAGAUCAACGUGUCACGGCUGGAGACUAUUCUGUCUUCCAUCUACUACCAGCUCAACAAGCGGCUGCCCACCACCCACCAGAUCAACGUGGAGCAGUCCAUCGGACUGCUGCUCAACUUCAUGGUGGCCACCUACGACAGUGAAAGCCAUGGGAAGCUGACAGUUUUCUCAAUGAAAGCCAUGCUGUCAACAAUGUGUGGAGGGAAAAUUGUAGACAAACUACGCUAUAUUUUCUCACAGAUCUCCGACUCAAGUGGAGUCAUGAUGUUUGCAAAGUUUGAUCAGUUUCUCCGGGAGGUGCUCAAACUCCCUACGGCCGUGUUUGAGGGCCCUUCUUUUGGGUACACGGAGCACUCAGUGCGGACGUGCUUCCCUCAGCAGAAGAAGAUUAUGCUGAACACGUUUUUGGAUGUGUUGAUGGCAGAUCCUCCCCCUCAAUGCCUCGUAUGGCUACCGCUCAUGCACCGACUUGCUAAUGUUGAAAAUGUCUUCCAUCCGGUGGAAUGUUCAUAUUGCCGGAGCGAGAGCAUGAUGGGUUUCCGGUAUCGGUGCCAACAGUGCCAUGGCUACCAGCUCUGCCAGAGCUGCUUCUGGCGUGGUCAUGCCAAUGGUCCCCAUAGCAACCAGCACCAAAUGAAGGAGCACUCAUCCUGGAAGUCUCCGGCCAAAAAGCUGAGCCACGCAAUCAGUAAAUCUCUAGGCUGCGUCCCCAUCGGAGAGCCACCUCAUCCUGUGUUCCCCGAGCAGGCUGAGAGACCACAGGAACUCACCCAUACUGUUCAGCCGAAACCAGUGGCCAACAACAUGAACGACACAAUGCUCAUGUCCUCUGGGGCGCCUACUCCUACCAAAAGUGUCUUGGAGAGUCCCAGCCGGCUAGAUGAAGAGCACCGCCUCAUCGCUCGCUACGCUGCACGCCUGGCAGCUGAGGCGGGCAACUCCACACAACAAUGUCCUCCAACAGAUCUGGGUUUCAACUUUGAUGCCAAUAAGCAACAGAGGCAGCUGAUUGCAGAGCUGGAGAACAAAAACAGGGAGAUCCUCCAGGAGAUCCAGCGGCUGCGUUUAGAGCACGAGCAGGCCUCCCAGCCGACCCCAGAAAAAGCCCAGCAGAACCCCACGCUCCUGACUGAACUACGGCUCCUCAGACACAGGAAGGACGAGCUGGAGAGGCGCAUGUCGGCCCUGCAGGAGAGCAGACGGGAGCUGAUGGUGCAGCUGGAGGGACUCAUGAGGCUGCUAAAGGAUGAGGAGCAGAAGCAGGCUUCCCAGUCUGGAAGCUCCCCUCAUUCUUCCCCCAGUCACGGUGCAGGCUGCUCCAUGCCCAUGCCCAUACGCUCCACUUCGGCUGGGUCUACCCCAACUCACACACCGCAGGACUGCCUCGCGGGGGUAGGAGGGGACGUGCUUGAGGCCUUUGCUCAGGGUGUACCUAGAAAUCUUCGGAAUGAUCUAUUAGUUGCUGCUGACUCAAUCACAAACACCAUGUCGUCACUGGUGAAAGAGCUCCACUCAGUUGAUGACGGGGGAGUGGACGAGGAGACCAACAUGAGGAACGGUGGGGACAGAGGCACAUUGAGAGUACAGAAGCACUGAGGACAAGCAACAAAACCAUUCCACCCUGUAAGGACAUACAGUCAUCAACUGGGAAGAAUCAGUAACAACAAACAACAACAACAACAACAACCCCUGGCAUUAGCACGUAGAGUAAUGCAUGCUGUAAUCUAACAGGAUUUCACUAUGUGAAAAAAACUUCACACCUUGCAGGUAGCAAGAUGUGUCUAAUUAGCGAGUGUGUAUGUUGUCCUGUAAACAAAAACUGCUGUAAUUACCCAAUGAUUUCCCUCAUGACUGCUAAGGAAUGGCUUGCUGUGCUUUCUCCCCCAACUGUUCCAUAGCAGCAGAUCAUUCUGUAUAUAAAAUACUGUAAACACAUGACCACGGGAACGCCCCAACAUGAAAGUGACAACAUGUUCCCUUGUUGUUGCUUUUGUAUAAUUACCGCUAGUAUUUUCUUUUUUUGGGUUUGUUUUGUUUUCUUUUCUUUUAUUAUUUUUGCAUGAAGUUGCACUCAUGUCUAGAUUUAGGUACUGUACCAUGCUAUGCCAGCUCUCUGUGGAAUUAUGAUGACAGCUGGGGUGUCAGAAGUGUCUUGCCUCAGAAUUCACGCUGAGUGUGUUUACUUGCACAUCCAUAUUCUGAAGUUGGUUUAAAAAAUUCUGGAUAGUCUCCAGUUUCAGCUAAAAUAAUAGUUUGACAUUUUGGGAAAUACUACUUGCUAAAAGUUAAAUAAGAUCAACACUUUUCUCAUAUUUGUGCAUCAAAUAUGAAACUGGAGCCAGGAGCUGGCUACCUUAGCUUAGCAUUAAGACUGUAAAAAGGGAAGCAGCUAGCCUGGCUUUUUCAUUCCCUUUAUACAGUAUGUAAGGAAUCAUGUUCAAUGUUAAAUCUAAAUGUUAGUAUUUGAUGUGUUGUACCGGAGUUAGCUUUAAGCUAAUUUUUAUGUACACAUUUUCAAUGUUUUUUAUGGAUGGAAAAAUAUAUAAAGUAGUAACCCAACAUCUUAUGAAAUGGGCUUGUUCACCUCUUAGUGAGAGUUAGCUGAUAUCUCUGCGCUAAAUAUGAAGCGUCCACCAGCAGUCAUUUAGCUUAGCUUAGCACAGAGACUGAGAACAGAGCUAGCUUUGCUCUGUCCAGCAUACCAGCACAUCUAGAGCUCACUGAUCAACAUUUUAUAACUUGGUUGUUUAAUAUGGUUGGUAAAUUUAGAAACAACAAGUUGUAGUCUACAGGAUGUUAGAUGCUGGACUAUUUCUUGGCCAAACACAGUCACUUCCUGAAGUCUUGCUCUUAAAAUGAGGAUGAAAGGCAAAACCACAACUUGUCGUUUUUACGCUUUGCCUUAUAAAGAUUUAACAAGGGAGAUGUCGACAGGCUAGCUGUUUCCUCAUUUCCAGCAGACUGCUAGGAACAGCGCCAGAGUUAAAGCCAAUUUGACAUAGUGGCCAAACCAUUUAACUAAAACGUCCGUGUCUGUCACAUGACGCCCUGGGGCCUAAAAGUACUUUUUCCCACAGAUUUCAAUUGUGAAAGAGAUGCCUGAGCAUCACAAACCCUGUAAAAUGACUUAGUCUAGUAUUGUUUUGUAAGUCUAGAAGAGCCACAUGAUUAAAUAAUUUUAUCCUCAUUCAAGUAAGCAGAGGGCUAAACAGGAAGUUAGUUGCUCAGCCGGCAGAAGUCUCUGGUGCGCUUGCUGUAUCGGCCCAACAAUGUGGAAGAUCUAAUAAAAAGACAAACAUUUUUGGCUUUGUGCGCCACUGAGCAACUUUCAUAAGAGUAAAUAAGGCCCCGCCUACAACACAGUGUCCAGUUCUCUUUAUACAUCUAUGGUUUCCAGUGUUUGUGCUAAGCUAAGCUAACCACAUGUUGGCUGUAACCUUAUAUUUACUCACAGACAUGACAUUAGUAUUGAUCUACUUGUCUAACUCCUAGCAUGAUAGCAAAUAAUCUUUUCACAAUAUGUUGAACUAUUCUUUUAAUCAUAAAAAAAGAACAUUAGUUGCAGCUCUCGUCAGGAGUCAGUUGUCCCAUGGUAAUAUUCUUUCUAAGAACGUAAGCAGGACUAUAUCUUAUUACAGUAUACAGAGGCACAUAAACAACUUGUCCUCUUUCAGGUCGUAAAAAGAAAUAAUAGCUUGUAUCCAGAAUACAGCGUGCAUGUAAACACACUCGCUGAGUCACAUACUGCUGCUACUGCGCUCUCAGUGAGCCACCCUUGCAAAUAAGAGGGCUGUGCAAAUAAUAGAAACUGAGGAGGCCACUACAAACACAAUGAACCGAGUCUUGUUGUUCCCUCCCCAUUAAAACUUAACUGAACACACCUGACUAGCUGGCAGCCUCAGUAUUUACAGUGUAGGGAAGCACCUCAGGAUGUUUAAAUAGUAACGAAUUAGGCAGAGUUUAGUUACUAAAUGACCACUCUACAGUAUGUGAGGAUGUAAGGUCGUAGUAAGCAAGUAGGAAAUGCUUUGAUAGCUUUAUUUACUUAAUAAAGGAAUACUGAAAAUGUUUAUGUGCAAUGAAGGUAGGUGCUCAGGGACUGCAGAGCUACUCCAGUUACAAAAUAGUCGUAAUGUCCUUUAACCUCUAGACGUCACUGGCCACAGACUGACAGGUUAAAGGUCAAUGAUGAUUAAAAAUGGAGGGUUUCAUUCCAAACUUGCUUGUGAUCCCUGUCGAAGAUUUAGUUGAAAGUAGUUAAAGGUAUACCACGCAGGAAUUGUCGAUUACUGUUUGUAAACACAACAUUAAAACUCCUUCCUACAACCACAACUUCUUUCCUAACCUUAACCAUGAGAACUCUUUCUGGAAGAAAACCCUCGAGGAACAUUUCUCCUAACUGCGGGUUUUGUGUAGUGCAGAGUGGUUAAGGCUAAUGUUAGCUAACCAGGCAAGACCAGAUGGUGGUUGGUGGGGGGCACUGUGUCUGCAUGUUAACAUGGCCAGCCAGCUAUUUUUCAGCAAAGCCGACAGAAAUUAAAGGCAAGGCUCUACUGCUCCAAAAAUGAAACGGGUAGUUAGCGAUUAAUGGGUGUCUGGCUAUAGAAAGUAAAAUUAACCAAAACAGACAUCCCUAAAGGGAUUAUUUUAGACUAAGUCUUUUUUUUUUCUUUAAGCAAAUCCUGUAUAGUAUACCUUUAAUUUUACUCUCACCAGUCUCAUUUUGGAAUGAAACUCUUUAGAUAUAUAUAGGAAAACAACAGUAAGUGAUUAAAUGCCGGAUCAAGAAAGUAGAUAAUUAGAAGGAGAGAAGUGCUAUUUGGUGAAGCAUGUUGUUGGAUAUAGUUUGUCUGUGUGUAAAUUUGUGUCUUUCAUGGCAAAGCAAAGUGAUCUGUUUGUUACUAAGGUAGCUGUCAACCAGUGAGGAUGUUCAUUUUGAUCAGGUCCAAGUUACCUUUACAUUUUUUGUUUUCUGGUUCAAUGUUUUUGUCCUUCAGGGUAGCCAAAAAUUCUCAAAAAAGAGCAAUGUUUGGUUUUUAGAAAAUGCAAUGUAAUAAAGGUCUGGGAGCAGUUUUAUUGGAAUAACAUUUAUGGGUAAAAAUCUGAGUGAAUCAAAUUAAAAAGCAUGAGGUUUUUGUUGUGAGAUCUGUACAGUAAGCCUAUCCUAUAAGCUAAAGUAUAAGGUUUCAACAGCCUGUUACACUGUGUCAGGAGAAACAACAAAAAGAGGCUUCUCUGUUGUUGACAUUUUAAAUGUGAUGUUUUUAUUCAGUUCUCUGUUCUGCUCUAUGUUAUCAUUAUUGUUUAGUAUUAGUGGAGUAUAGUCAAUGUAAUGAGUUUGUCAAAAUUGAGAUUCACGUGCACCCUCACGCUUGCAUAGUCGCCCAAGUAUAAAUUUAUACGAAGAAAGUAGAAAAAUUGAAGCACAGUAAUUUAAAUUCUGUGACCAAUGCUGUCAAAAAGCUCAGCAGAAAAGGUCCAGAAAUUAUUAAAAAGCAGAGAUAAAAUUUUAAAGAAUUACUGUCAUCCCCUUCAUUCUGUCUACGCAUUUGAAUUUAAAAGUUAUUUUCUGUCAUUUUUUUCAGUUUGUGCCUGUAGCUGUUCUGUAAAGUGCUGUAUAAAGUAACCAUUCAGCAAAUACGAUGAUCUAUCAGCCUUUAUGUCUGUGACUUUGUAGAGAUUUUAUUUAUUUAUUUAAUGUGUUCUGGGGGAAACUCAUGCUCAGCCUUUACAUUUGUGCCAAACUGUUUGCAGACAUUGUGUGUCAUACAAAUUACAGGUAUAUAUCAAAGUAUAUCUGCAUUAGUAUGUUGUUGUUGCCCAUAGUUUAUUCACAGAAUGCCUGGAGAUGUUCACAGUUAAUGGUUUCCACUGCUGGAAAUUAACAUUUAAUAGUUAACAAAGACACAACACAUUCCAAAUCUACUGAUAGACUCCCUGAUGUCAUUAUAGCCAAUGUGGAGGCAAUACCAUAUACCCCGUCAGACCAACUGUGGGUAAUACCAAUAAAACACGGCCGGUCAUACAGAAGUGCAUACAUUGUGAUCCUUUUUUUGUUUGCAGAGAGACAAUGUGCAAAGAGGACGCUCCCCUGUUGUUAUUUAUCUAUGUCUGUGUUCUGUACGGUUAUGCUUCUGGUACACAUUUGUUUCUCAUGUUGAUUUUACAAAACAUAGUUUUAUGUCACAAAGUCACUGUCUUUUGUAAAUAAAUCAAAUGUGAGAUAUAUUAAAAAAGAUUUAAAA